GGUAAUCGGACAUAUAAAUUAUAGAGCGCAGCCUAGCGGAGAGAAGUGUUACCAAGGCAGAUAACCCGUCCAUAUACACAGCAAAUAAUGACGUAACGCAAUUAUACACAUAUGUAGGAUAUGGAUAAGAUGGAAAUAUGCAUCUACCAUGGUCAUGUUUUGCCACAAUAAGUCUGGUUUUCGUCAUUCUUGUUCCGACCAUUGCCAUUGGUCUUCAGUGUUACCAGUGUAGUACAGUUGAGAACAAGGAUUGUGAUGACCCAUUCCGUAACCAUGACUACUCCCCUACAGAAUGUUCCACAAUUUGUGUGAAGAUAAGGUUUGAAGGGACAGUUGAACGAGGGUGUUUAAACAAUCAGUCUCCUUUCCCCGUGAUCAGCCCAGGUGGGUCAGGCUGUGUCUCCCAAUACAUCCCAAUGAAAGGUGUGACAACUGUAUGCAGGUCAGUAUAG
Molecule: messenger RNA, 452 nt
Organism: Pecten maximus
Lineage: Eukaryota; Metazoa; Mollusca; Bivalvia; Pectinida; Pectinidae
Exons: 3
Coding region: 138-452 (104 amino acids)
Biological process (GO): regulation of synaptic transmission, cholinergic; sleep; positive regulation of voltage-gated potassium channel activity
Source: RefSeq, a predicted model, not a curated record